CCGUGCGCCGUCCUCGCCGCGUCCCUCUCUGGCCCCGCACCGCGCUGCUGUGCAGCACCUCUCCAUCGCGUCUCAUCAUUAGACUACCGAAGGAGGGGCCGCUCGGAUGACGGUUCCGCGGAUGGGAGGAUUCGAGAGGCGGGACCAAAGUCUUCCCCGCUUCUCGGCGCUGGCGAGUCCGGGACUAGGGCUGGAGAGAUCGCCGGGGAGCAUCGUCACCACUCCUGCACGGAGCCUCGCCUGGCCGAAUACUGCACAGUGCACACGUCGGGAUUGCAAAACAUUCCUGAGAAAUAUACCUGCUAUUUAUGGCAUGUGGCUGGUAACUUUACUCCUCCUGUAUUCUUUUCAAGAAGUGCACAGCGAGGAUGUGGUCUCAACGCGGCUGUACUUUGUGAAUGCUUCCCUGCAGAGAGUGACCUUCUCCAGCUCAGUGGGGGUGUCCCUGCCCUGUCCUGCGGGUGGCGCCCCCCAUGCCGUCCUCCGCUGGUACCUUGCCACGGGUGACGACAUCUACGACGUGCCACACAUCCGCCACGUUCACGCCAAUGGCACGCUGCAGCUCUACCCCUUCUCCCCCUCUGCCUUCAACAGCUUCAUUCAUGAUAAUGACUACUUCUGCACUGCCGAGAACCAGGCCGGCAAGAUCCGCAGCCCUAGCAUCCGUGUCAAAGCAGUGUUCAGGGAACCCUACACGGUUCGCGUGGCGGACCAAAGGUCCAUGCGGGGCAACGUGGCCGUCUUCAAGUGCCUCAUCCCCUCUGCUGUGCAGGAGUAUGUCAGUGUGGUGUCCUGGGAGAAGGACACUGUCUCCAUCGUCCCAGGUAACAGGUUUUUCCUGACAUCGUAUGGGGCCCUCUACAUAUCUGAUGUUCAGAAAGAGGAUGCCCUCUCUACCUACCGCUGCAUCACUAAGCACAAAUACAGCGGAGAAACCAGGCAGAGCAAUGGAGCUCGUCUCUCCGUGCUAGACCCCACUGAAUCCACACCCUCUGUGAUGGACAGUUUCCAGUCAGGGGAGGUGCAGGUGGGCCGCAGCAUAGAGCUGCCCUGCAUUGCCUCUGGUUACCCCAACCCCACCAUUCGCUGGCUCAAAGAUGGGAGGCCAUUGCCCGCCGACUCCCGCUGGACGCGGCGACUGACCGGGCUUACAAUCAGCGACCUCCACCUGGAAGACUCGGGAAACUAUAUCUGUGAAGUCACCAACAGCUUUGGCUCCAAAGAGGUCACGGGACACCUGAACGUCAUCGAGCCUCUGAGAGUCACACUAUCCCCCAAGAACCUGAAAACAGGUAUCAGCAGCACAGUGAUCCUGUCAUGUGCCGUGCAGGGCUCACCCCACUUCACAGUCUCCUGGUUCCGCAACACAGAACCCAUUGUGCCUGACCAGCACUUCUCCAUCCAGGGGUCCCACAACGAGACCCUCUUCAUCACAGCAGCCCAGAAAAGACACUCAGGGGCGUAUCAGUGCUUCGCCACCCGCAAGGGUCAGACAGCCCAGGAUUUCUCCAUCAUACUUCUGGAGGACGGCACCCCACGGAUUGUCUCUUCCUUCAGCGAGCGCGUGGUAGCCCCUGGCGAGCCCUUCUCCCUCAUGUGCGCAGCCAAAGGCGCCCCACCACCCACCGUCACCUGGACGCUGGACGAUGAGCCGGUAGCGCGGGACUCGGCGCACCGGGCCAGCCAGUACACGCUCUCCGACGGUUCCACUGUCUCGCAUGUCAACGUCACCAACCCGCAGAUCCGCGACGGGGGCGUGUACCGCUGCGCCGCACGCAACUCGGCCGGUAGCGCCGAGUACCAAGCGCGCAUAAACGUAAGAGGUCCUCCCAGUAUCCGGGCCAUGCGGAACAUCACAGCCGUGGCCGGUCGCAACACCUUCAUUAACUGCCGUGUGAUUGGCUACCCCUAUUACUCCAUCAAGUGGUACAAAGAUGGGAUGCUGUUGCCAGACAAUCAUCGUCAGGUGGUGUAUGAGAACGGCACUCUGAAACUGAGCGAUGUGCAAAAGGGCAUGGAUGAGGGGGCCUAUCUGUGCAGUGUGCUAAUCCAACCCCAGCUCUCCAUCAGCCAGACUGUCCAUGUCACCGUGAAAGUUCCACCUCUCAUUCAGCCCUUUGACUUUCCUCCCACCUCCAUCGGUAAGCUGAUGUACAUUGCAUGUGUGGUGUCAUCGGGAGACAUGCCGAUCCGGAUAACCUGGCGGAAGGACGGGCAGGAGAUCGUGUCAGGAACGUCAGGUGUCACUAUCGAGACCAAGGAGUUCAUGAGCUCCCUUCAGAUCUCCAAAGUCUCGCUCAAACACAACGGGAACUACACCUGCAUUGCCAGCAAUGAUGCAGCCACUGUCAGUUCAGAGAGACAACUCAUAGUAACAGUUCCCCCUCGUUUUCGAGUUCAGCCCAAUAACCAGGAUGGGAUCUAUGGAAAGUCAGAGGUUCUGAACUGCUCUGUGGAAGGGUACCCUCCUCCCAAAGUCGUAUGGAAGCAUGCCAAAGGUAUAGGAAACCCUCAACAGUACCACCAAGUUCCACUGACGGGUCGCAUCCAGAUCUUGUCCAAUGGUUCACUGCUGAUCCGUCACGUCCUAGAGGAAGACAGAGGAUACUACUUGUGUCAGGCCAGCAAUGGAGUGGGCUCUGAUAUCAGCAAGAGCAUGAUGCUUACUGUUAAAAUUCCAGCCAUGAUCACAUCCCAUCCAAACACCACCAUGGCCAUAAAGGGGCAGAACAAGGAGUUAAAUUGCACGGCCCGGGGUGAGUACCCCAUCAUCAUCCGCUGGGAGAGGGGUGACACUGUUAUCGACCCUGACCGCAACCCUCGAUAUUCCAUCACCACCAGCCCCAACGAGAAAAGCGAUGAAGUUAUCUCCACACUGAAGCUGAAGCCAGCCGAGCGCGGGGACUCCGUCUUUUUCUCCUGCCACGCCAUCAACUCGUACGGCGAGGGCCGAGGGCUCAUCCAGUUGACAGUGCAAGAGCCCCCUGAUCCCCCAGAGCUGGAGGUGCGAGAGGUCAAAGAUCGCAGUAUGAACUUGAGGUGGACGCAACGGUUUGAUGGCAACAGUAUCAUCACAAGCUACGACAUAGAGUACAAGAACAAAUCCGACCCAUGGGAGCUGAAACACGCCACACGGAAGAUCUCUCCCACCAACAACCAGGCCAACAUUGUGGAGCUCCAUCCAGCUUCUGUGUACAGCAUCCGCAUGUACUCUUACAACAAGAUCGGACGCAGUCAAGCCAGCAAAGAGCUGACUAUCAGCACAGAGGAAGCACCUCCUGAUGGGCCACCUAUGGAAGUGAUUCUUCAGCCAAUGACCUCUCAGAGUAUCCGUGUGACUUGGAAGGCACCUAAGAAGGAGCUCCAGAACGGAGUGAUCCGUGGCUAUCAGAUCGGUUAUAGGGAGAAUGGGCCAGGCAGUAAUGGUCAGUACAGUAUAGUGGAGAUGAAAGCCACAGGUGACAGCGAAGUUUACACACUGGAUAACUUGAAGAAGUUUGCUCAGUACGGCGUGGUGGUCCAGGCAUUCAACAGGGCCGGAACCGGACCUUCCAGUUCUGAGAUCAAUGCCACCACACUUGAAGAUGUUCCCAGUCAGCCUCCCCAGAAUGUGCGUGCUAUUACUGUGACAUCAGACGAGGCGGUGAUUACGUGGUCGGAGCCCCCUCGGAUGACCCUGAAUGGGGUUCUUAAGGGCUACCGUGUGGUGUUCUGGUCCCUCUACCCCGAUGGAGAAUGGGGAGAGAUGCAGAACAUCACCACCACUCGUGAGCAGGUGGAGCUGAAGGGUUUGGAGAAGUUUACAAACUACAGCAUUCAGGUGCUGGCCUACACACAGGCAGGGGACGGUGUCCGCAGCAAUGUUCUCUACAUACAGACCCGAGAAGACCACCCUGGUCCUCCAGCGGGCAUCAAAGCCGUGCCAUCUUCUGCCAGCAGCGUAGUGGUAUCCUGGCUUCCCCCUGUCAAGCCCAAUGGUAUCAUCCGCAAAUACACAAUCUACUGCUCCAGCCCUGGAUCGGGCCAACCGGCACCCAGCGAAUAUGAAGCCAACCCUGAACUGUUGAUAUAUCGAAUCACCCACCUGACCCGGGGUCAGCAGUACCUGAUCUGGGCAGCCGCCGUCACUACUGCCGGUCGAGGCAACAUCAGCGAGAAGGUCACCGUUGAGCCUGCUGGCAAAGCUCCUGCUAAAAUCCUGUCUUUCGGUGGAACGGUGACCACCCCGUGGAUGAAGGAAGUGCGGCUGCCAUGCAGCUCGGUGGGCGAGCCAACACCCACCAUUAAAUGGACCAAAGACAGUGAGGACACCACCAUCCCGGUCACUCAAGAUGGUCACCGUAACAUCCUUUCAAACGGAACCCUGGUGCUGCGCUCCGUUAAAGCCGAGGAUUCAGGGUACUACACCUGCACAGCCACCAACACGCUGGGGUUUGACACAAUCAUCGUAAACUUGCUGGUGCAAGUCCCUCCAGAUCAACCCCGUUUGACCGUGUCCACCACCUCAACUUCCUCUAUCACUCUGGCCUGGAUCCCUGGAGACAACGGUGGAAGCUCCAUCAGAGGUUUUGUGUUGCAGUAUUCAGUGGAUAACACUGAGGAGUGGAAAGAUGUCUUCAUCAGCUCCAGCGAGCGCUCCUUCAAGUUGGACAACCUGCGCUGUGGCACCUGGUACAAAGUCAAACUGGCAGCCAAAAACAGUGUGGGUGCCGGCCGCAUCAGCGAGAUCAUUGAGGCUAAGACCCACGGCAGAGAGCCUCAGUUCAAUAAGGACCAGCCACUCUUUACUCACAUCAACUCCACCCAUGCCCGACUUAACCUGCAGGGCUGGACAAGCGGCGGCUGCCCAAUCACGGCUGUCCUUCUUGAGUUCCGUCCCAAAGGCACCUGGGCCUGGCAGAGCGUGCGCACCAAUGCUUCAGCUGACAUUUUCCUUGCCGAGCUACGUGAGGCCACCUGGUACGAGCUCAAGAUGAAGGCAUGCAACAGCGCAGGCUGCGGCAACCAGAGCUCCCAGUUCGCCACGCUUGAUUAUGAUGGCAGCACUAUUCCUCCCAUUAAGUCAGCACGAGGGGAAGGGGACGAUGUUAAAAAGCUCUUCUCCAUCGGCUGUCCUGUCAUCCUGGUCACAAUGGGCAUGGCUCUGCUCUUCAUUAUCCGAAAGAAACGCAAAGAAAAGCGACUCAAGAGACUCAGAGAUGCUAAGAGUUUGGCUGAGAUGCUUAUCAGCAGUAAGAACAAUCGAAGUUUUGACACUCCAGUGAAAGGCCCACCUCAGGGACCCCGACUGCACAUAGAUAUCCCCCGCGUACAACUCCUCAUCGAGGACAAGGAGGGAAUCAAACAGAUAGGUGAAGACAAGGCCACCAUCCCUGUCACGGACACGGAAUUCAGCCAAUCAGUGAAUCCUCAGAGCUUCUGUACGGGUGUGUCUGUGCAUCACCCCGCCCUCAUCCAGAACACAGGCCCUUUGAUUGACAUGUCCGACAUCAGACCAGGAACCAAUCCAGUAUCGAGGAAAAGCGUUAAAUCAGUACACAGCACAAGGAACCGCUACUCCAGCCAGUGGACACUGACUAAAUGCCAGGCAUCUACACCCGCUCGCACACUCACCUCAGACUGGCGGACAGUGGGCUCCCAGCAUGGCAUCACGGUCACAGAGAGUGACAGCUACAGUGCCAGCUUGUCCCAGGACACAGAUAAAGGACGUAACAGCAUGGUGUCCACUGAGAGCGCAUCCUCCACAUAUGAGGAGUUGGCCCGAGCAUACGAACAUGCAAAGCUGGAGGAGCAUCUACAGCAUGCCAAGUUUGAGAUCACAGAGUGCUUCAUCUCCGACAGCUCUUCUGAUCAGAUGACCACUGGAACUAAUGAUAAUGCGGACAGCAUGACAUCUAUGAGCACGCCGUCCGAACCGGGCAUCUGCCGCUUCACCGCCUCCCCACCCAAACCACAGGACUAUGACCGCGGCAAGAACGUGGCAGUGCCCAUUCCUCACCGCGCCAACAAGAGUGAGUACUGUAACCUUCCCCUUUACAUGAAGACGGACCCUUUCUUCCGGAAGCAGGCGGAGGUCCAUGACCCCUGCCCUGUUGUCCCGCCCCGUGAGGCGUCCAUCCGGAGCCUCGCCGCCCGGGCCUACCACACUCAGGGCCGCCACAUGACAUUAGACCCCUCCAAGCAGCAGGCCCUGACGCUGGGCCACGGCGGCCUGAGUAGCCUGACCAGCUCAGGGGCCUCUGGUACAUCAGGCCCAGCCUCAAGCGGGGCCGCUGGGAGCUCCAGCAUCAGCUCAGGAACGGCCACCCUGCCCCAGAGGACUCUCACCAUGCCCAGCACCUCCUCAGCUCUGAGCGGGGCGGCCGCUGUUGGAGCAGCCACCAGUGGGAGCUCCUUAGGUGGCAGCGGCCUGACGCCCGGGAGCUCGAAGGUCGGGGGAUCCAGAGACUCUCUGCUAGAGAGCAGCUCGUCCGGCCUGGGCAGACUGCAAAAGCAGAAUGCUGGGGCGUACUCCAAAUCCUACACACUGGUGUAGCUCCCACACACACAUAUAGAACGUUAACAUACACACCUGGAGUUUGUCUGUCGCAGGGCAGGGGCGGAACUGAGCAAUGGUGGGACUUGAACAGCACAGGGGUUUCUCUCUUUUUCACCUUUCUCUCUCCAUUUGCUUUUCUUCUUUUCUUCUUCACGUUCUACAUUUAUAUUUAUGCAUUUGGCAGACGCUUCAAUCCACAGUGACUUACAGUGCAUUCAACGUCUACAUUUUAUCAGUUUGUGUGUUCCCUGGGAAUUAAACCCAUGACCGUGGCGUUGCUAGCGCCACGCUCUACCAGCUGAGCUACAGGAAUCCUGUUAUAUUGCUGUUGUUCUAUCUCAAGCCUUCUUCCUGGAUUAAAUAUGCCAAAACCCAGGACCUUUUUCCUCUAUUUUGCCUUCUUAUUUUGUCUUUUUUUUUUUUUUUAUCAUUACUUUGCUUUUCUCUUCUUUUAUUCCUCUCUCUCUCUCCUCUCUGACUUCUCUCUCUCUCUCUGUCACCUGGACCUUAUGCACGAAAUGCUUUCCAUGUGCAUUUGUUCAUUUGAUUUCUUGAAUUCUGAAAAUAGGACAAAAAAGCGGUUUUAAGAGAUAUAUGGUUUCACAUUAGCCUGUCUAGAUGUUUUUCAGGCUGUCGAAAGUGUCUCUUUUAAUGUAUCUCGCAUAACUUUGUACUGUAACGCAUUGCCUCGGAAAGCUUAUGCAUUAACAAAUCAACCACGGUGUCCACCUUUCGCCCCGACCUGUUCCACAUCAGAAAAACAGCUCGAAGACGACAGUCUUGACCGCCUGAAUCGAGUCUUUGGGAUUUUUUUCAUGCAAUUGAUGACGCAGUAUAAAGUGUUAAUGACUGUUUUGUAAACAAACAAGAAAAAGUGACAAAAAAAGAUGUCUGGAGCCAUUUUCACAGAGGAUGUAUGGUUACUGUACUUUUAGGUUUGUUCGUUUGGUUUUCUAUUUUAAAAUUUUUGAAUUGAAGCACUAAUGAGGGCCAGGUGGAUCCACUAAGCUUUCUCAAGCUUGUUUGUAUGUGUGGUGUGUGUAUGUGUGUGUGCAUGUAUAUGUGUAAAUAUAUAUGUAUACAUGUGGCCAGCACACACCUUUAAGGGUCAUCUCAAUCAGGCCUGCGCAAUUGGGCUCUCGACAUCGUGUAUCUCCAUGGAGCCGGAGGAGUGCCGCCAACUGUCUAGAGUCCAGCUGAAAAGGUGGGGGGGAUGGAGAGAGUAUGUAAAGGGUAGACAAAUCUACCUUUUCUCUUCACAAUUCCCUGUAAUAUGAAAGAAAGGCUCUUGUUUUUGCUGUUUGUUCAUUUGUUUGUGUUUGAUGCCAUUUACUUAUCACCCAUCCUCCCCCACCCCAGACUUCCCCCAAAACAUUACCACUUCCUCUGUCUCACUGUGAACGCCGAACAGCCUCUCCUGAAUGGACAGGGUGCAGGCAGAAAGGCGGGAAGAGGAUGAGAGGUAGGGAGUAAGUAGAGGCAGAUAGAGACGAGGGCCCGUGAACCGAAAAGGAGAAAUAUCUGCCGUCGCUUUAUAGCUUUUCUGUGUUUGUUAAAUCGUUUCUCGUUAUUCUUUGCUUUCCUUCCCCAAACGAAGACUCUAGUGGCCGUUCCUAUUCAAAGGUCUAAGAGACUUUAGCUUUAGGUAGCGCAGGGGUGGAUAAAGGAGGGAAUGAGUGAAAUGUGGGAGGGAAAAAUGAGAGAAUGAGGAAAAGAUAUUUAAUUCAACCCCUGAACAAAUCAAACAGCCUCUCCCCCUCCUUCAUUCACUCAGCUUCCAAAGCAAAGCCCCCUUCACAGAGAAACUUCCAAAAAUCAACAAACUCUCCCAAUGAUUUCAAUGGAAAAAUAAGUAUUACAUCAGGGCUCCUGCAAUACAAAAGAAAAGAAAAUAUAUUGCAAUGUUUGUUGUCAAAAUAUAUACAUAUAUAUUUCUAUCUAAAGAUAUAGUAAAUAUAUACAUGGUGAAAGCAGAGAUUUAAUGCCAUAUCUAAUUGAGAAAGAACAUUUUAUUUAAAAAAAAAAAAGAUUUGAAGACAAUCGCUCAGUGGGAAGUGCAGCAGUAAGCCAGAGGAGGUGUUGAUCACGAAACGGUGAGAUAAACGGGUAACAAAACCAAGAGAGAUUGAAAAAGAACAGCAGAGGUUGUGUUUUGACAAGGUGGGAGUUAGGUUGGGCAGUAGUCAUGUUGAAAUGAACUAUGAAAUUCAAUGGCCCUGUCUGAAAUGUGGUUGUCCACACUUAUUGCAGGCAUUUUUGCAUUUAGCAGAUGCUUAUUCAUUGUUUCUGAGAAGUAAACAAGUAAACGUGGUAGACGAUCAUUUUUGACUGUUGCAACGUGCUUCAAAGUUUUUGCAGCGGCACGUUUUUUUAGACGUAGUGUCAAGUUAAAACUAGUCUCGAAACACCUGCAAUCUGUUCUAUUCAAUGUGCUGCUGAUGUGUUGUCAUUUUUUAGCACAAGGACAUGUUUGCUCUGAACAGCCCGUUGCAGUGCAUUUGUACUAGGGAUGUCGAUUUAACAUGUUAUUUUAGUGUGAUUAAUUGUUUGAAAAAUAACAUUAAAUAACUUAAUGCAAUUAAUUCCCCACUGACCAUGCAUACAUUUUGUAACAAGAAAUGUUCCUACCAAUGGAGCAACACAAGAUUGAAGUAGCAGUCAGCAGGGGGCAGUCAGUGCAAUUCCAGCCAUACAGGCAAUGUGCAGUUGUACAGGCAAAAAAAGACACUUAUCGAAAGCAAGCAGCACAAAAUAAAGGAGAAUAAAGAAGCCUUACAUCAGGACACAUUCUUGUGUUCAAAUGCAGUGGGAGCACAAAAGAUUGCAGGGGUAUCGAGAUGCUUUUUACAAAGUUUCAUGCUACAUUUAACUUGGCACAACUACUUAAAAAUGUGACGUUUUUUGUAUGUGAUGGUGGAAAUCAAUAAAACGUGAUGCAAAAACCAAGAAAGAUUGAAGAGAGAUGGGCUAUGCAGAGUGCAAGUCUGCAAGACAUCAAGUACACCAAGUGCGUCAUUUGGGACAAGGCCAUUGAUAUAGUCGCCCCUAGCUAACUUCCUGUUACCAUUAUAAUCAGCCAUGCUGUACAGUGUAACAUGCCUGUAUUGCAUUAUCCGUUGAGUUCCAACAGUAUGAAAGACAGUUGCGAGAUAUAUAUGGACAUUUCCAAACACACUCUCUACAGUUGCUUGGAAACAAUGGAAAUUUUCCACUGCGAAUCCAGCUUGUAGAUGUCCGAAUCCAUUUAAAGUAUGCACCAUCUCUACUGCCAAAUGAGUAGUUUAAAAUACCCUUAGUGCUUUGAGAGCUUUUCUUCAGGCCCUUAAAUGGAUAGUUCACCAAAAAAUUUAAAUUAUUUCAUUUACUCACCCUUAUGUUGAUCCAAACCUGUAUGGAAUGCAAAAAGAUUGGCGGUAUAGCCUCAUUCAUCAUUCACUUUGAUUGCAUCUAUUUUCCAUACAAUGAAAGUGAAUAGUGACUAAUAUUAUGUUCUUUUUUCUUUUCUUUUUUUUUUUUUAUUUUGUUUUUUAUUUUUCAUGGAAGGAAAGUCAUAUGGGUUUGGUUAAACAUAAAGGUGAGUAAAUAAUGACCAAAUUUUUAUUUUGCCAUGAACUAUUCCUUUAAAGUAAGAUCUCUUCUGUAACUUUGAGCAUCCAAGCUUUCAGCACUUCUGAUAAGUCAGAUUUUAUAUAUCAAGGGAAAGUUCAGAUUCAUUUAUGUACCAGGUAUUUAUUGGUUACUUAUAACACCCAACCCCUACAAACUUCAGUACAGGAUAUAGCACACAUUUAUAGUUUUUUUUUCAGCAGGAUUCAGUUAUAUGCAGCCACCUGAGCAUAUGCCAUGGUAGCAUGAUUGGAAUCAACAGAUACCUCAAAGGUACAGAAAAGGGCCAUGUUGUGUUGGGUUUAAAAUUGAGCUGAUUGAAUGACAUUAUAUCUUGAAUAUGUUUGUGGCAUAUGAAGAAAACCUGUUUGACUUACUAAGAGAUGUUUUAUUGGUGGCUUUAUUAAUUAGGAUUGCGUUACAGUGUAUCCAAAGUUUGUGUAAGAUAAAUUAAUUUGAAAACCCAGAACUAACCCAGCUGAAACAGAAUGUGGACUUUCUAAAGUGUUUUAAAAACAGUGAAAGAAGUGUGUGUUCCUCUUAUUGCUGCUCAAAUGCCUACUGACUGGGUUAUUGUGUCCGUCUCAUGGCAGACUUGCCCAGUGCAUUUUGCCAUAAACAUUUUUCAUUAGAUUUAGGCCAAUAUCUAUAUCAGUAUUCAGUAUCCAUGCCUUUUCAGGUGAAACAUUUAGUGAAAUAUUCCCUAAACCACCACAGAAAGCCCCGACAUCCCUCAUGUUUUUCAUAUUUAAAGGACCGUUGCUGACUUAAAGGAAAUUACAUUUUUUUGUUGCAUUAUUUAUAAAAAAUAGAUGUAUCCAACUUAGUUUUUGUUUUGUUAUAUGAUGUUUUAUGUAAAAAAAAUAAAAUUUUAAAAUGCAGUUGUGUUGCGCAACGGGGCAGGCCUGUUUAGCCAGUUGAAUCAGGGACCCCCAAGCUCCAACUAAUCACAGGAGAAGCUGUGUGAAUAUUGGGCAGAGUCAGGAAUAAAACUCCACCCUCACAUGCCUAUUUCCCCACCUAAAUGAUCCAACUAGCCCCUUUUUCUUAACAAAUAAAAAUGUCCUGCUAUACCCAAUACAUCCCUGUCAGCAUAAUUUCUAAUCUGCAAAUAAAUACUCUUGUAUAUACGAAACUGUUUUGUAUAAAUAAUUACUAUUUUCGACAUCUCCGUUAGCAACCAGGGCACAGUUAUGUCUGGUUAAAGGUAUAACUUUAAAUGUGAGGGGAUUAAAAAGCCAAAAAAAAUAUUAAAAUCUAACAAAAAAUACUUUACACCUUGAUUUUUGAAUGGGGCAUAGAAACCCAGACUGAAAAGAUGUCUGGCAUUUGUUUUAUUUUCUCCUUUUUUAUAUAAUUUGUUUUAUGUUUUUACUCAUUUAUGUUGUUGGCUGUUUUGUUUGUUUUUACUUUGCUUUUGUUUCUACCUUUUGGUUAACUUGAAGAAAAAUGGCAUUGCAUGCUCUGAAUAUUUUGCUGGUUAUUAAAAGAAUAAGGAAAAGGAGACAAAUAUCUAAAAGGGGGAAAAAAGUUUAAAAUAUGCGGAGGGGGAUUCCUAAACUUUUAUGGAAAAAGUUGCUUCAAUUUGCAAUUGCUUGUGUUUAAAUAUACAGUUUUUUUUUCUAUGAAAACAAAACAAAAACUGAAAAAGAGUACUCCAACACCUUGUGCAAUAAAAGCUAUCUUUCUAUGAA
Myxocyprinus asiaticus (Chinese sucker) is the source of this 11838-nucleotide messenger RNA. Its product is annotated as cell adhesion molecule DSCAML1-like. Gene Ontology annotation, cellular component: axon; plasma membrane. Bases 107 to 6535 code for a protein of 2142 amino acids. Lineage: Eukaryota; Metazoa; Chordata; Actinopteri; Cypriniformes; Catostomidae. Gene Ontology annotation, molecular function: cell-cell adhesion mediator activity. The transcript has 33 exons. The record is from RefSeq and is a predicted model, not a curated record. Gene Ontology annotation, biological process: axon guidance; homophilic cell-cell adhesion; dendrite self-avoidance.